AAAUAAAAUGCCUGGGGUGUCUAUUCUGCGUAAUCGCCAAAGUGGCCGGAAGUCGCUUCCUACCGGAAGAGAUUAGGAAACGGACCGGUGCCGGAUGUUGCUGUAGUCUCAGCUAGGUCGACGCUGUCGGUUAAGCCUGCCGCACAGGCGCGGAGAGCCCUGGCCACGCCCGUUUAAGAACGCGAUGCGGUGACGCCCCUGAACCACCAUGGCAGCGGCUGACGAUCUGGCCUUCCACGAAUUCGAGGAAGCCACCAAUCUUCUGGCUGAGACCCCAGAUGCUGCUACCACCAGCAGAAGUGAUCAGCUGACCUCCCUGGGCCACGUGGCUGUGGCAGCGGGCACUGGUAGCAGCUAUGGAGCUGAGGACGAGGUGGAGAGCGACAAGACAGCGCUGCUGCAGGCGGAGAAGCCACAGCCUGGGUUCUGGACCUUCAGCUACUAUCAGAGUUUCUUUGACGUGGACACCUCCCAGGUCCUGGAUCGGAUCAAAGGUGCACUGCUGCCCCGGCCUGGCCACAACUUUGUACGGCACCAUUUGCGGAAUCGUCCCGAUCUGUAUGGUCCCUUCUGGAUCUGCGCCACCCUGGCCUUCGUCCUGGCUGUCACCGGCAACCUGACACUGGUGCUGGCCCAGAGGAGGGACCCCUCCAUCCACUACAGCCCCCAAUUCCACAAGGUGACCAUGGCAGGGAUCACCAUCUAUUGUUAUGCAUGGCUGGUGCCGCUGGUGCUGUGGGGCUUCCUGCGGUGGCGCCAGGGUGUGCAGGAGCGCGUGGAUCCCUACAGCUUCCUGGAGACCGUGUGCGUGUACGGCUACUCACUCUUUAUCUUCAUCCCCAUGGUGGUCCUAUGGCUCAUCCCUGUGCCGUGGCUGCAGUGGCUCUUUGGGGCGCUGGCCCUGGCCCUGUCCACGGCCGGGUUGGUGCUCACCCUCUGGCCCGUCAUCCGCGAGGACACCAGGCUGGUGGCCGUGGCCCUGCUGUCCACUGUGGUGCUGCUCCACGCCCUCCUGGCCAUGGGCUGUAAGAUAUCUCUGCUCAGCUCUAUUUCUUCCAGCCGCUGCCUCUGGAGCAGGUGGCACCUCCAGCCCAAGUGACAUCUUUAGCCCUGCACACACAGCUGCCUCCCACCCUGGCCCGGUCUAUGGGCACCUCGUAGGAAGGCCCAGGCCCAGUCCCACAGGUGAGGCGCUGCCUCCCGCUGUGGCCAAGAGAGGUGAAAAGGCCUGGGCACUGGGAGGAGCCUCGCUUUCAGGCCAGACCUCAGGGGACACCGCCUGCCCUGACCCCGGCGAGGACCAAAGGCUCCCUUGACCCUUCAAGACCACUCUGCUACUGUCCACAUUUUUCUUACAAAGCAAACACUUUUAUUUUCUAUGCAAAGGUGAUCCAGAGAAUUUAUAUAAAGGUGGGGAGGGUAGCCGAGCAGGGAGCUUCCAGGGCAGCUCAAGUGACACAGCCACAGGACAGGGCCCCGAUGCCCUACAGUGGGGUACCCCAGCCCUGCCUCGAGCACACGCAGCAGGCCUGGGCCUGACCUCCAGCUUGAGAGGUCAGGUGCUAGGAACAAGAGGGUGAAGAAAACUGCCUGUGCUGAAACGUACAUUUCCUUGCUCUUUUUUUUUUUUUUCCUUUUUUUGGAGGGAGAGGUCCCUGCAAGGUCCCUUUCCCAGCUGAGGAGGGUCCGAAUGCUUUUGCAGCAGUGGGGACUGGAGCAUCUACAAGUCUGGAGGGGACACACAGGCCUAACGUCAGUUACACAGGGAGAGGACACCUUUGAGACAGGCUGGAGGUUUCUGUCUGCCCGUGGCCCAUGGUGACAGUCCGCCUGCUCAGCUCUUGGCAGAGGGGAGGGGAGCUGCAGGGCUCAGGGACAGGACAGCAGCUGAGUCGGCCAAGGACAGGCCUGCAGAUAGCCGGGGCUACAUUCAAGUGUGAGGUGACCCUGGGCGGGAAGGGCCACCCCUCCCUCCCGUGGGGCCUGCGGCUGCGCCCGGCCGGCCGGGUUUCUCAGAGGGUCUGUGAAUUGACACUGGUUCUUUUCGUAAAAAAAUAAAAUUAAAAAAAGCAGCAUGUCAU
This is a messenger RNA of Heterocephalus glaber (naked mole-rat), 2081 nucleotides long. It is a transcript of the gene Yipf2, whose product is annotated as Yip1 domain family member 2. Gene Ontology annotation, molecular function: small GTPase binding. Gene Ontology annotation, biological process: vesicle-mediated transport. NCBI's taxonomy places the organism in Eukaryota, Metazoa, Chordata, Mammalia, Rodentia, Bathyergidae. The record is from RefSeq and is a predicted model, not a curated record. Gene Ontology annotation, cellular component: membrane; Golgi apparatus.